Molecule: messenger RNA, 648 nt
Organism: Chelonus insularis
Lineage: Eukaryota; Metazoa; Arthropoda; Insecta; Hymenoptera; Braconidae
Exons: 4
Coding region: 1-648 (215 amino acids)
Source: RefSeq, a predicted model, not a curated record
AUGCAUUCACUAUUAUUAGCAAUUGUUUGCUUUAGUUCAACUAUCUUGCUUGUUUUUGCUUCAACUAAUCAUUCUACAAUAUUGAAGAGAGACAAACGAUUUCUUUCAUUUGAUUCUAAAGAUGGUAAAAUUGACAUUGACUUGGAAUUAUCUGUACCUUUUAUAUCAAUACCUUUGAAUUCAGAAGAUUCAGAGGAAGGACCAAAACCUCUAGCAAAUGUUAAUCUAAAAUCAAUUGCCGUCGCAGGACUUGUAGCUGCAAUUACAACAUUUGUUGUUCCAUUGCUUUUCAAAUCUCAUAACAUGGAACAUCGGUACCGCCGAGAUGAUGUUUUGGGAUUGCAAGAAGCUGGACAAGCAAUUAGUGAACUGUUAUUUGGAAACAAUCAUAUAACUCCAUGUCUUCAACAAUUUGUUUGUAUUGCGACUGCCAAAGCUAAAAAACUUCGAAAUCCAACGAGUAGUGAUAAAAUUAUUGACGGAUUAACAAACCUAGGGUGGUUUAAAAGUGCAACGAAUGGAACUGCUAUUGAAGAAGCUAUUAAGGUAGGUCGUCUACAACAUGCACCUUGCACAAUAGUAUUUAAAGGAUGCAAAAUACCUGAAGACGUAUUUCAAGCCUUAAUGGAUGAGCUUGGAAUUUAUUAA